Messenger RNA from Ogataea philodendri, 1278 nucleotides. RefSeq lists its product as uncharacterized. The transcript has a single exon. Gene Ontology annotation, biological process: regulation of gene expression. The coding region runs from base 1 to 1278 and encodes 425 amino acids. Lineage: Eukaryota; Fungi; Ascomycota; Pichiomycetes; Pichiales; Pichiaceae. The record is from RefSeq and is a predicted model, not a curated record. Gene Ontology annotation, molecular function: histone binding. Gene Ontology annotation, cellular component: Rpd3L complex; Rpd3L-Expanded complex; nucleus.
AUGACCUCGAAGCAAGUUAGUUUUGGCGACUUGCCAAUUGACUCGUCGGAUGACGAACAGCAAUCCCAGGACGAGGAAAAGAGCGAAGAACUGACCAUCUUGGAAGAGUACAAGUUAUGGAGGAAAAAUUGUCGGUACAUGUACGAUUUCAUUAGCGAGACCGCGUUGACAUGGCCGUCGUUGUCUAUCCAAUGGGUUCUAGGCGACACUUUUGAAAACAAAACCAAAGACACAAAGAUUUCCAAGACCAGAAAUCUGUUGCUGACCACGCACACGUCGGGAGAAGAUGUGAACUACUUGAAGAUCGCGUCUACUCAGAUUCCUGCCUCUAUUUGGGACAAUGGUCCAGAAAUCACGCCGGAGGAGUUGCAACAAAUCAACUCGAGACUCAGAAUCUCCAAGAAACUGGAUCAAGAAAUGGAAAUCAAUAGAGUCCGUGCAAUGCCCCAGAAUAAUAAAGUCAUUUCCACCAUCAACGGAAACGGAGAGGUGUUUGUGUAUUGUUUGGAUUCCCAGAUGAACGAGCAAAGUAAGACAAAACUGGUGCACCACACUGACAACGGAUACGGAUUGAGUUGGAACCCUGUGGUGGCAGAACAAUUGGUCACUGGCUCGGACGACCAGACGGUGGCUAUUUGGGACUGUUCGCAAACGGGCGCGGAGCUGACUCCAACACAGGUGUUCAAACACCACACAGGUAUCGUUAACGAUGUUAAAUGGCACAACUUCUCGGGAAACACGCUCGGAUCCGUGUCUGAGGACAAAAACUUCAUAUACCAGGACACGAGAGCACAGGACCCAGCCAUCAAGACGGUGUUAAGCUCCAAAACCAGCUUUAACACGCUCUGUUUCUCGCGGUUCUCCAAAAACAUCUUUGCCGCUGGAGGCGAAGACGGAAACGUUUACCUAUACGACUUGAGAGACGUUUCAAAGCCGCUCCAUACCAUGAUGGGCCAUACGAAAUCCAUCACCAACCUCGAAUGGGAUCCGUUCCACGAAAACAUAGUUGGCUCAUCGUCUCUGGACCGGCGCAUCAUUCUUUGGGACAUCAACAAGAUCGGUCAGGAGCAAUUGCAGGACGAAAUGGAAGAUGGUGUCUCGGAGCUUCUCAUGAUGCACGGGGGACAUACUGGAGGAAUCAACGACUUCCAGUUCAGCGAGGAAAUCCCUUGGACAGUUGCCAGCUGUGCAGAUGACAACAUCGUCCAUCUCUGGAAGGUCAACAAGAAGGUGGUCGACGAGGAUCCUGUCGAGGUUGAUCUGGCAGAGCUUGAGUAG